Molecule: messenger RNA, 757 nt
Organism: Juglans microcarpa x Juglans regia
Lineage: Eukaryota; Viridiplantae; Streptophyta; Magnoliopsida; Fagales; Juglandaceae
Product: anthocyanidin 5,3-O-glucosyltransferase-like
Exons: 2
Coding region: 141-647 (168 amino acids)
Molecular function (GO): UDP-glycosyltransferase activity
Source: RefSeq, a predicted model, not a curated record
GUCCUUUGAUAUCAUCAAACAAAUAUCAAGGACCUGAGAAUGAACAACAUGAUCAGUGUAUGAAUUGGCUAAACUCGCAACCGAGUCAGAGCAUUGUGUUUCUGCGCUUUGGAAGCAUGGGAUUGUUUUCGGCAGGAUAGAUGAAAGAAAUAGCGGUAGGAUUAGAAAACAGUGGCCAAAGGUUCUUGUGGGUGGUGAGAAAUCCACCACCAGAUAAAGACAAAGAACCAAAGUUGGAUGAAUUAUUACCGAAAGGUUUCUUGGAAAGGACCAAGGAUAGGGGUUUCGUGAUGAAACAAUGGGCUCCGCAGGUGGAGGUUCUGAGUCACGACUCAGUGGGCAGGUUCGUGACACACUACGGAUGGAACUUAGUGCUUGAAGUGGUGUGCGGCGGGGUGCAGAUGAUUGGGUGGCCUCUGUAUGCAAAGCAAAGGAUGAACAUGGUGAUAAUGGUGAAGGACUUGAAGGUGGCGUUGGCGGUGAACGAGUCAGAAAACGGGUGUGUGAGUGGGGAGGAGUUGGAGAAGUGGGUGAGGGAAUUAAUGGACUCGGAGGAAGGGAAGGAGGUGAGAAAGAGGUCGUCGGCCAUGAGAGAUGAUGCUGCCAAAGCCAUGGGAAAGGGUGGGUCCUCUCAUAAUGACUUUUAGAAGUUGGUUUCACUGUGGCUUUUGUAAGACUAGUCGUCGUAAUAAAAGUCCAUGUGUGAUAUUUGUCCACGGCUGUAAUCGAUCAAAAGCCGAGUUGAGCUUUUGGAUUA